GUUUGCACAUUUGGUUUGUGUCUCGAGGUGAAGGGUCGACAAUGCGGAAUGUCACCGAUGAGAAACAACCUGCAGAAGGUUAAUUAUGAAACCCCGAAAUGUGGACACUAAGAAUAGUUAAUGCGCAUAAACUGGGGCUUGCGCUACUUCAAAAGGACACGCGGUUAACUGCGGAGACUUUUUGCGCCGCUUGCUGGAUGCCAGCUGAAGCAUAAUGCAUUCGGAGCAGCCCAGAACGAGCUUCGCCCCGCAGAGACGGCAGGCGGAUUCUGCACCCUGGGGUGUGCUGAGCACCGGCCUAUUCCAAAGCGUUGGGCCUCCUUCCUUCUGCCCCCUGCUCCCCAGGGUCCACGCAGCUGAUGUGGCUCCUGCACAGAUGCCUUCUUCCUCCUCCUCCUCCUCCACCACCAGUCUUGCUCCAGCACCCAUCCAGCCCAGCAUGUCGCGCAACAUCGGCAAGCCAGAAUUCCCAGAUACAGGUUGGGACCGUAUCAAGGACGUCUUUCAAAAAGACAUGACACAGCGGUACCCAGAGGAGCUGACCAACGUGAUCAAAGGCAGUAUAGCUGCCGCUAUGGCCGGCCUGAUCUACGGAGGCCUGCCGGCGGCUCGCGAUGCCAAGCAGAGGUACAUCCAAGUCAGCCAGGCGGAGAUCUAUACUAGCCGAGUGGAUGCAAUGCGCUCAGCACAUAAUGCAGCAAUCCGGGGUUUUGUGAAAUACGGAUGGAGAUGGAGCUGGAGAGUGGCUGCUUUUGUCACCUUAUUCAAUUCUGUCAGCACAGGGCUGUCUGUGUACAGAGACCAGUACACCUUCAGCCAUUAUGCUGCAGCUGGAGCAGUGACCGGAGGCCUUUUCAGACUGAACCUGGGUCUGCGAGGCCUGGUGGCAGGAACCAUCAUCGGAGCAGUGCUGGGGAUUCCCACCGGUGCGUUGAUCAUCAGCAUGCAGUCGAUUGCAGGAGGAACUGCCCGAGAGAGGAGGAGGAGAGAGCGCAGGGAACUUUUUGAGCUCAGACUCGCAGAAUGGACGGCCCGUCUGCAGUCGACAGAUGAGUUGAUUGAAGAUCUGAACGUCAGCUCUCAGGCAGAGGAAACCCACAAGGACAUGCGACGGAUCCAGGAACUGCUCAGUUUACCACCGAACGAGGACGAGACUCAGGACCCACGCAGCCAAUGACGAUGGCUGCCUGUUAUCUGUUGGACAUUGAUGGUGGGACUUUACACAACUGGCAGGAUGAAUGGGUCACUUCCUUGCCUGGACGCACACACCCUUCUCUCUAACUGAAUGGAAACUGCUUCACAUCAGAAUUAAAAAAACAAUGUUUUUCCUUCACCAA
This is a messenger RNA of Cyclopterus lumpus (lumpfish), 1337 nucleotides long. It is a transcript of the gene timmdc1, whose product is annotated as translocase of inner mitochondrial membrane domain containing 1. Gene Ontology annotation, cellular component: mitochondrion. The transcript is spliced from 8 exons. The record is from RefSeq and is a predicted model, not a curated record. NCBI's taxonomy places the organism in Eukaryota, Metazoa, Chordata, Actinopteri, Perciformes, Cyclopteridae. Bases 215 to 1177 code for a protein of 320 amino acids.